AUGCCGCUGCUGCAGACGACCAUUCGCGGGGGGAAGGUCGAGGCCACCAAGUUCGCCAGCCUACGCGAUGAACGGGCUGACUACGUCGACUGGCGCCACUGCACCGUCGUCGAGGAUGCGGACACACAGCGCGGAACUUACGCCGCAGACAGAUGCACGGGAGAAGACUUUUCCCGCAUGCUCGACGCGCCCCCCGCGGAGUUGGGGGAGGCUGGCGGGCACGCGGGCUUGGCCUCUGAGAGACCAAUGGUCUUCGCUGGCGAAGUGCAGAUCAACCACCGCAUGGAGCUCGCGGCUUGGACCCGCGUAUCUGGAAUGCAUGAGAUUCCAAAUGCUUCGGUUAUGCAAUCAGGUCCGCCGCCCGACUUGCCCUGGCGGUUCCUGGACCGCGAGGCAGUUCAAUGCCGCGGUGGCGCGGGCCAGCUUCAUCGUCUGCGCGGCCGACAUGCGCUCGAGCCGCCCUCCGCCCGAACCAGCGACGGGGCCAUCAAGCGCGGCUGCGAUUUACUGCGCACUUCGGAGGGGCCGCGAAAGGCGGCAGAGGUGCCAGCGGCAUCAGCAUCAGUCAAGAGUGAAGCCAAGCAAGAGGUGAAUACCGAGAUGGGUUUACAGCGUCCUUCCAAGGGGCAGCGCAAGGCGGCGAAGGAGCUCGAGUACAUGGCCCCGAUCACCAAGGCUGCGUCCGCGGCGAUCCCCCCUCCGACGGGCGACGCGGACAUGCUGCCACAAGGGCGAGGCCGCGACGCCGAAAAUAUUGCAGAUGUGGGAAGACUACGAGCUUUCCGACAUCACUGCUUCUGCCCGUGCAAGAGCCGCGCAACCAGAGGGCCUCCUCCUGCCAAUGAUCUACGCGACGCCGACGCUGCCCUGAUUGACCGCCUCCGUGCCACGUUGGAGAAUUGGCGCGAGCUGAGCCUGAACGUUGAGGUGUACCACGCUCUCCUCGCCGUUGCCCUGAACGCGGCGGAGAUCAUCCCCCGGCGACCGGAGAAUGCGAUGCUCACCGCCCGCCUGUUGCACUUAACUGUGAUCGGCGCCACGCGCGCCCGCGACACUGGGGCGCAUUCCUACCGCCACGGCCGAUGGUCCAGGCGCGAGGGGUUCAGUGAGAAGACUUUGCGCGGCAUGGAGGAAGUGCUGCAACUUGCUUCUGCGUUGUUUCGGCAUCUUCGUGGGGACCAAGUCCAACGCAGCUGGGACUCGAGGUUCGGUUCCUGGGAACUCAUCCAUGGAGAAUUUCUGCAGCAGCAGCCGACGACGCGGCGUGACUUCUCGAUCGGCAGGGAUGCCAAGGAGGUUUGGGCUGCCGAAGCCGGGAGAGUGCUCCAGGAGAUGGGUGCGCGAAUCAAUGGAGAAGGAAGAGGCGCCGAACUUCUGGACGCAUUCGGCGCUCAUUUCGAGAACGUCACCCUGACGCUCGCGGAAGACCCCGACGGGGGCACUCGC
Molecule: messenger RNA, 1446 nt
Organism: Prorocentrum cordatum
Lineage: Eukaryota; Dinophyceae; Prorocentrales; Prorocentraceae
Source: the annotation of a GenBank genome assembly